This is a messenger RNA of Gossypium raimondii (Peruvian cotton), 744 nucleotides long. RefSeq lists its product as uncharacterized. Lineage: Eukaryota; Viridiplantae; Streptophyta; Magnoliopsida; Malvales; Malvaceae. The coding region runs from base 1 to 744 and encodes 247 amino acids. The record is from RefSeq and is a predicted model, not a curated record. The transcript has a single exon.
AUGGAUCCAAAACGCCUCCAACUUAACCUUUGGACGCCAUCCAUAUCUUCUUCAUCUUCCUCAUUGGAACACAAACAUCAUCUACCUUCUUCUCCAAGCAACCUUAAUGCUACUAAAGGACACCAUCAAGAGUUUCUUCACCUCGAUCUUACAUUAGGACCACCACCUGACCCUAGCUCUAACCCUAACCCUAACCCUGCGGUGGCGGCACCGACCGGCCGCAGAGCUCGAGCAAACCCUUUUCAGAAACUUAAAGGAGGCAAAAGUGAAACCAUAACAGCACCAUAUCCAUGGGCCACAACACGACGAGCCAGGGUUCAUGACCUUAACUAUCUCCAAUCCAAUAACAUUCGCACCAUCAAUGGGCAGGUUGAAUGCAAAGUGUGCCAGACGGUUUACACCAUUGAAUAUGACAUAAAAGAAAAGUUGAAGGGGAUCAAAGAUUUUGUAUUGGGCAACAGGUGGAGGAUGAAUGAUCGAGCCCCCAAGUGUUGGAUGUAUCCCAGGCUUGAUAAUUGCAAGAACUGUGGGAGCAGUUUGAAACCAGUUAUUGGGAAGAAAAGGGACAUAAACUGGCUGUUUUUGGUGUUGGGACAAAUGCUGGGAUGUUGCAAACUAUCAGACCUCAAAUACUUCUGCAAGCAUACAAAGAAUCAUAGGACGGGUGCCAAGAAUCGACUUCUUUAUAUUGCUUACAUUGAAUUGUGCAAACAACUCUAUCCUCAUGGACCUUUUCAUCUUUGA